AUGGGCCAACAGAAUCUAACAGUGUUCACUGAAUUAAUUCUAAUAGGAGUCACAAGACACCCUGAGCUGCAGCUCCCCCUUUUGGGGGUCUUUCUUAUUAUCUACAUGAUAACACUGGUGGGAAACCUGGGGAUGAUCAUCUUGACCAAGGUGGACUUCCAACUACACACGCCUAUGUAUUUUUUCAUCAGACACCUAGCCUUCAUUGAUCUUGGUAAUUCUACUGUCAUUUGCCCCAAGGUGCUGGAAAAUUUUACUGUGGAUCAAAGUACCAUUUCCUAUUAUGUAUGUGCCACACAGAUGGCUUUCUUCAUUUUGUUCUUUGUCAGUGAACUUUUUAUGCUGUCACCCAUGGCCUAUGACCGCUACGUGGCCAUCUGUAACCCUCUGCUCUAUAAUGUUAUCAUGUCCCCAAGACGUUGUCAUGUGCUCAUGGAUAUUCCAUACCUCUAUAGUACUUUUCAGUCUCUGAUGUUCACCAUUAAGAUUUUCAUAUUGACCUUCUGUGGCUCUAAUGUCAUCAGUCAUUUCUACUGUGAUGAUGUCCCCUUGAUACCUAUGCUCUGCACAAAUGCACAAGAGGUACAGUUGUUGGUCAUAAUGUUUUCAGCAUUUAAUUUGAUAUCCUCCCUCCUGGUUGCCUGCUGUCCUACCUGCUGA
This is a messenger RNA of Loxodonta africana (African savanna elephant), 660 nucleotides long. RefSeq names its product olfactory receptor 8K5-like. Gene Ontology annotation, molecular function: odorant binding; olfactory receptor activity; G protein-coupled receptor activity. Gene Ontology annotation, cellular component: membrane. The coding region runs from base 1 to 660 and encodes 219 amino acids. NCBI's taxonomy places the organism in Eukaryota, Metazoa, Chordata, Mammalia, Proboscidea, Elephantidae. The record is from RefSeq and is a predicted model, not a curated record. The transcript has a single exon. Gene Ontology annotation, biological process: G protein-coupled receptor signaling pathway; sensory perception of smell.